Messenger RNA from Lampris incognitus (smalleye Pacific opah), 828 nucleotides. RefSeq names its product pirin (gene pir). The transcript has 11 exons. Bases 1 to 828 code for a protein of 275 amino acids. Lineage: Eukaryota; Metazoa; Chordata; Actinopteri; Lampriformes; Lampridae. The record is from RefSeq and is a predicted model, not a curated record. Gene Ontology annotation, biological process: monocyte differentiation. Gene Ontology annotation, cellular component: nucleus. Gene Ontology annotation, molecular function: quercetin 2,3-dioxygenase activity.
AUGCGCAUCUUCUCUGUAGGAAUUUGUGCACACUCUGAGUGUCGGAGACCUUCAGUUGAGCAGCUAAGGAAUCUGGAUCCUUUCCUGAUGUUGGAUGAAUUCAGGGUGAGCAAGCCAGGAGGUUUCCCAGAUCACCCUCACAGGGAGCUUGAAACACAGGUGUAUUUGCUCAGCGGGGUCUUAGCUCAUGAAGACUUCUGUGGCCACUCAGGGCAACUGAAACCUGGGGAUUUGCAGUGGAUGACUGCAGGCCGGGGGGUGGUCCAUGCUGGGAGGCCCAUGUCAGAGGAGCCUGUGGUGGGUUUACAGCUGAGGGUGAAUCUGCCAAAACAAGACAAAAUGGUAGAACCAGCCUGUCAAGAACUCGGGGGCAAAGGCAUUCCCAAACCUAGCCAAGGAGGAGUAACCGUAGUCGUUAUCUCAGGUGAAGCCUUGGGGGCAAGUUCUAGGCUCGUCACAAGGACACCGACUCUAUAUUUGGACUCUACAUUGCAGACAGGGGCAGUGCACAUCCAACCUGUCUCCACAGGAUGGACAACAUUCAUCUAUACACUGUCAGGAUGCAUUCACAUUGGUGAACUUUGUCUGUUUAGUGUUCUUCCUUCAGGCUCUGAGGUAGCUCACUUUGUGCUGAUAGCAGGAGAGCCUCUGAAUCUGUGCAUCUGUCUUCCAGGUCCAUUUGUAAUGACAACAGAGGAAGAGAUAAAACCGGCCAUCGGAGACUAUCAGACUGGAAGCAAUGGCUUCGAGAAGGCCAUAAAUUGGAGGUCCAAGAUCAGAGACUACCUCCGAAUAGCCUCCAAGCUCACAAAGGAAGUGAAAUCAUGA